CGUCCUGAUACGCGCAAACGAGAAGAAGAAAAUAUAACCAUGGCGGACUAUAAUGGGGAUUAAGCUGCUAGACAACAGCUUCGAAAUUGUCAGAUACGCCCCACGGUUACCAUCCACGUUUAUUUCCGAAAACAAUCAGUACUUGUUCAUUUUUAUGGAGGUUGACAAAACACUGAGCACGCUCUCUACGUGUGAGGUUAUUGCGCCCUCUGGUGCGCAUGCGGGACAUUUCAGGUCGUUGCAGUUCACACUGGAGAUCAUAUACGAGUCGCAAGGUGGUGGUUACCAGAGCAACCAAAAGCUGUCAGCUCGUCCCCUUGUUGUCUGUAACUGCGGGACAGACGCUGCUGGACUGAUCCGCCAACUUCAUCUUUUUCCUGUUAAUGAGCUGAUGGAAGGAUAUAAGAGAGUGAUGGCAGCCCUGUCUGAGAACCUGCUUACAGUCAGCAUGUUACUGUGUGUCUUUUUUCUUCCAGGAGUUCAGACUGCAUGUCAUUCGACACACAAGGGAAUCAACAUUUCUGCUCCAAGGCAUCUUGCCUCUCUGAGUGGAUCCUGUCUGCUAAUUCCAUGUAGCUUUACUGACAACAAGACAAUGAAGUUUGACGGCAGAAGAAAAACAUUUGGAAUCUGGAUAAAAACUUCAACCUUGAUUGGCGCUUAUCCACAGAAUACAGUUUACAACAGCAGUUGGUCAAAAAGCAAAUAUGGAAUCAACAUAAUUGGAAGUCUGAGUGAGAAAAACUGCACAACUGUGUUUUCUCAUAUGAUUCAAAGCAAUACAGGUAGAUACUUCUUCCAAGUUGAAAGUGGGCUGUUUAGAUCAAUUGCUACCUGUGAUCCGGUUCAAAUAACAGUUAACGAUUCUGCUUGGAGCCCCAGGAUUGAAAUCUCAGGUGUCAUGAAGGAGAAAAACUCUGUCACCGUAACGUGCUCAGCUCUCACUCCCUGUCCAUAUUCACCUCCUGAACUCACCUUGAACCUCCAACCAAACCCUCACAGACAGAUGGAGAGGAACACAGAUGGAACGUUUACAACUACAAUCCAGCAGAACAUCACUCUGUCAGAGAUCCACGAUGGUCACAACAUCAUCUGCUUCGCCAGAUAUCCCGUGGCUGGAGGAAAACACAAGACAGCAAAUGCAGAAGUGACUCUCAGUGUUUUCUCUGCUCCCAAAAACACCUCAGCAUGGAUCACUUUAGCAAAAGGUAAAUGGGUGGAGCUGCGUUGCUCCAGCAGAGCCAAUCCUCCCGUCAGCAUCUUCACCUGGUUCGAGAACACCACAAAUGGAGCAGUGAAAUCAGGUGAAGGAGAAAAUUAUGGAGUCCAGGUCACUGAGGAAAAAACCUACUACUGUGUGGCCACGAAUGAUGUUGGUAGUCAAACAUCACCAGAGAUUCAUCUGACUCUUCCAACAAUAGAGAUUGAACUGUCUAAUGAAGUUCUUGGAAGACAAGCUUCCAGAGGAAGUAGAGAUGCUGAUGGGCCUUCCUGGCCAGACAGGAGGUGUUGGCACUCUAGGCGAGGUCUGUGGAUAUUUGCACACCCAGGAAUUGAUAGUUCUAAAGUUCAAAUUCCAAUUCUGACUGGAUUAGGGGUUAUGAUGCUUGUCUGCCUGCUCGCAAUCAUCAUUUGGUUUCACAAGAAGAGAUCUGGAACUCCAUAACAGCUUGGUGGAGAUUUCAUUUACUGACUAACUGGGCAUUGAAUUGUGAGCCAGUAAAACUGAGGGAGCUGUUUAACAUGAGGAUCUAAACUUCUUGAUAAAACAUCUUCCUCCAUGCAUAGCAGCAGGCAGCGACAGGAGACAACGUACACACAGAUCUCCAAGACAAAAAGCAGCUCAGCAGUCUGACUGCCCAGAGGUCAUCAACACACAAGGGAAUAAACACUGACCUAUUUUGGAUAAAGACA
Molecule: messenger RNA, 1914 nt
Organism: Poecilia reticulata (guppy)
Lineage: Eukaryota; Metazoa; Chordata; Actinopteri; Cyprinodontiformes; Poeciliidae
Product: sialic acid-binding Ig-like lectin 7
Source: RefSeq, a predicted model, not a curated record